GCGGGGGAAUACAGGCUGAGAGGAUUCCAGAAGCUAACAGAAAACCCAAAUGUCUGGUGCUGCUAAUAGAGAACAAGUGUUCCCAACGCGUAUGACACUUGGUGUCAUGAAGGGGAAAUUAAAGGGUGCACAGACCGGACAUUCGUUGUUGAAGAGGAAAUCCGAAGCGUUGACCAAGAGGUUCAGAGACAUAACCAAGAGAAUCGACGACGCAAAGAGAAAGAUGGGACGUGUGAUGCAGACGGCCGCCUUCUCGUUGGCCGAGGUCUCGUAUGCCACCGGCGGUAACAUUGGUUUCCAGGUCCAGGAAAGUAUCAGUAAUAACGCGAGGUUUAAGGUCAAGGCCAGACAGGAGAACGUUUCCGGUGUGUACUUGCCCCAAUUCGAGGCGGACAUCAACGAAUCGAUCAACGAUUUCAGAAUGACCGGUUUGGGCAGAGGUGGUCAACAGGUCCAGAAGGCUAGAGAGGUGUACAGCAAGGCCGUCGAGACGUUGGUGGACUUGGCCUCCUUGCAAACUGCGUUCGUCAUCUUGGACGACGUUAUCAAGGUCACGAAUAGAAGAGUCAAUGCAAUCGAGCACGUAAUCAUCCCAAGAACGGAGAACACCAUCGCAUACAUCAACUCUGAGUUGGACGAGCUAGACAGAGAAGAGUUCUACAGAUUGAAAAAGGUCCAGGAGAAGAAACAGAUUGCCACUGCCGCUGCCGAUGCCGAAAUGGCAGCCAAGAAGCUGAGAGAGGAGGCUGAAAGGCUGAACGAGCUGGAGAAGCACGAGGCAGAAGACGUUGAGAAGCUUGUGGUCAAGAGCGAAGAAGACAAUGAAGACGAGAAAGAGGCGGGAGAGGAAAAAACCGUGGACACCACGGAAUUGGUCACCGAGACCGAAGGAGAUGUGAUCUUCUAGGAGCGUGUCUCUCUCCGACUGUUUAAACUAGUUAACGAUAAAGACAAAAAAAAGAUCAAAAUGAAGUGCUGUAAUGUAAAGCAUGUAGCAAGAACCAGGGUCACGUGCACGACCGGUGU
Pichia membranifaciens NRRL Y-2026 is the source of this 1026-nucleotide messenger RNA. RefSeq lists its product as hypothetical. Gene Ontology annotation, molecular function: proton-transporting ATPase activity, rotational mechanism. Bases 50 to 907 code for a protein of 285 amino acids. Gene Ontology annotation, biological process: vacuolar acidification. NCBI's taxonomy places the organism in Eukaryota, Fungi, Ascomycota, Pichiomycetes, Pichiales, Pichiaceae. The transcript is spliced from 2 exons. Gene Ontology annotation, cellular component: fungal-type vacuole membrane; vacuolar proton-transporting V-type ATPase complex. The record is from RefSeq and is a predicted model, not a curated record.